Molecule: messenger RNA, 324 nt
Organism: Belonocnema kinseyi
Lineage: Eukaryota; Metazoa; Arthropoda; Insecta; Hymenoptera; Cynipidae
Exons: 1
Coding region: 1-324 (107 amino acids)
Molecular function (GO): nucleic acid binding
Source: RefSeq, a predicted model, not a curated record
AUGGGUGCCACGUUCACUAAUAGUCGAUCAAAAAUUGACUCAGGAAACUGUUUCGUUGCGAUGGCUGAUAUCAACGAAUUGAAGUUGGAAUUGUUUCUCCGUUCACCAUAUUCACCAGAUUUAAUCUCCAGCGACUAUCUUCGGUUCCCCAACCUUAAAAAAUGGCUCGGAGGUAAAAAAGUGCAGAUCAACGAGGAAGUCAUCGAUGCUGUAAAUGAAUAUUUUGAAGGACUUGGCGAAUCGGUCUAUCAAAAUGGCAUCACUGCAUUAGAGCACCGUUAUGAGAAAUUUUUCAGCCUUGAGAGUGAGUAUGUUGAAAAAUAA